AUGGAGAAUGUUGUAGUGUUGAUUGUUGGCGCUGGGCCAGCAGGCCUUGCAACAGCAGCAUGCCUUAGCCAAUUCUCAAUUCCCUAUGUCAUUGUCGAGCGUGAAAGUUGCAACGCGUCGCUUUGGCGCAACCGCGCCUACGAUCGCCUCAAGCUGCAUCUUGCAAAGGAGUUCUGCAAGAGCUACUCUGGCAUGAAUGCAUUGGUCGUUGGAUCUGGCAACUCUGGAAUGGAAAUUGCUUAUGACCUUGCGGCCCAUGGUGCCAAUACUUCAGUUGUUAUACGAAGCCCGAUUCAUGUAAUGACAAAGGAAUUAAUCCGGUUGGGGAUGACACUUGCUCGCCGCCUUCCACUGAAUCUAGUGGAUAAACUCCUUGUGAUGGCGGCAAAUUUAAUAUUUGGAGACCUAUCGAGGUAUGGCAUCAGAAGGCCAAAAAUGGGUCCAAUGAUCGUCAAGUCAAAAACCGGCCGAUCCGCUGUUAUUGAUGUUGGCACUAUUGGGUUAAUCAAAAAAGGUAUCAUCAAAGUACAGGGGAGCAUUAGUAAGAUCAUGGGCGAUAUAGUUGAAUUUCAAUGCAGUAAAAAGAUAUCAUUUGACGUGAUUGUGUUUGCAACUGGAUACAAAAGCACAGCAAAUAUAUGGCUCAAGAAUGGUGAGAGCAUGUUAAAUGGCAAUGGACUGCCCAUCAAAGAAUAUCCAAAUCAUUGGAAAGGUGAAAAUGGGCUCUAUUGUGCUGGGUUAGGAAGGAGAGGAUUGGCUGGUAUUGCAGCAGAUGCCAAGAAUAUUGCCAAUGACAUCAAAUCAGUGAUAGGCGCUAUGUCCGUCUAA
Molecule: messenger RNA, 828 nt
Organism: Triticum urartu
Lineage: Eukaryota; Viridiplantae; Streptophyta; Magnoliopsida; Poales; Poaceae
Source: RefSeq, a predicted model, not a curated record